This is a messenger RNA of Staurois parvus, 341 nucleotides long. The record is from the annotation of a GenBank genome assembly. Lineage: Eukaryota; Metazoa; Chordata; Amphibia; Anura; Ranidae.
CACAGUCCAAAGAUAUGUUGGUAAGUUAACUGGCUCCUGCCCUAGUAUGGGUCGAAAAUCGGCCCUAAGAAUAAUCGGCCGAUUUUUGCUCUGUUAGUUGUCAGCGGCACCGGACGAUUUUCUUGGUUCCUCCCCUUUUUGGUGAUCGGUCAUGUUGGAAAAUAUGUGAAAAACGACUGAUUUUCGACUCAAUGACGGUCAAAUCGUACAAUCGUUUUUCCGAAAAGAAUAUGCACAUGAGCUGUGACCUGGAAGGAACAGAAGUUUUGCCUGUUAUAUGGGGUGAACUUUAUGACUUGGUUGGCCGAUUUUCGAAAUCAUUGAUGGCACCAUCAUUACCG